CCGGUAUGUUCUUAUCCUUUUAAUGAUAUGAUUGUAUGCUAAUGAUUAGAUGGCUCAUUCUCCCCCGUGUCCUCCGCAACGUGUCGCAUGUCAAUCCAUCCACAGACCUCUUUGGCAUCAAGUAUCCUCUUCCCAUCGGCAUCGCCCCGAGUGCCAUGCAGCGCCUCGCCAGUCCAGAGGGCGAGCUGGGCAUGGCCAAAGCAGCGGUUGCUAUGGGGUUGAAUCUGACUCUGUCUUCGCAGUCGACGACGUCGUUGGAGGACGUCAUUGACGCGGGCAAUCCGUCGUUUUGGUUUCAGAUCUAUCUCACGACGGAUUUGUCCAAGUCUGUUCCGUUGAUUAAGAGGGCUGAAUGUGAGUAUCUUAAACCGAUGAAUGGAACAUGUCUCACUUUUACAGCGGCAGGAUAUAAAGCUCUCGUCUUGACAGUCGACACGCCAGUCCUGGGAAACCGACUAAACGAGCGCAAAACCCCUCUCGUCCUACCACCUGGCCUUCAAUUGGCGAAUCUGAACAAAAAGGAAAAAGGAAAACCAACAUUCAACCGUCUCUUGAUGGACGCGCGAUCAGCACGGGAAGCAGACGAGAUCCUGCGCAACGCAGGGGACACAAUGCACAGCUCCUCGUUAACGUGGGAAUCAACGAUUCGGUUUCUCCGACAGACAACAUCGAUGAAAAUCAUCCUGAAAGGCAUCAUGACGCCAGCCGAUGCAAAUCUCGCAGUCGAGCACGGUGUCGAUGCCAUUAUCGUUUCCAAUCACGGCGGACGACAGUUGGACUGCGUUCCCUCCACGAUCGCCGUGUUACCUGCCAUUUCAGAAGCAGUGCAGAAGCGCAUUCCAGUCUUGUUGGAUGGAGGCAUACGCAAGGGCAGCGAUGUGUUUAAGGCAUUGGCUCUGGGGGCUGACUUUGUGCUGGUUGGAAGGCCUGUGCUGUGGGGAUUGGCAUACAAGGGACAGGAAGGCGUGGAAGCAGUGAUGAAUAUUCUGGAGCGAGAGUUUAGCCGCACCAUGGCGUUGGCUGGGGUAAUGAGGGUGGAGGAAAUUCAAAAGGAGUAUUUGGCGAUAAAUGAAAUGAGCAAGCUGUAAUGAUCCAUUCA
Messenger RNA from Aspergillus wentii DTO 134E9, 1099 nucleotides. Its product is annotated as alpha-hydroxy acid oxidase. Gene Ontology annotation, molecular function: oxidoreductase activity; FMN binding. The transcript has a single exon. Bases 42 to 1088 code for a protein of 348 amino acids. NCBI's taxonomy places the organism in Eukaryota, Fungi, Ascomycota, Eurotiomycetes, Eurotiales, Aspergillaceae. The record is from RefSeq and is a predicted model, not a curated record.